Messenger RNA from Knipowitschia caucasica, 588 nucleotides. Lineage: Eukaryota; Metazoa; Chordata; Actinopteri; Gobiiformes; Gobiidae. The record is from the annotation of a GenBank genome assembly.
AUGGAGGAGGUCUCACCUGUGGCUGCGUCUCCCACAGGAGGAGGUCUCACCUGUGGCUGCACCUCCCACAAGAGGAGGUCUCACCUGUGGCUGCACCUCCCACAAGAGGAGGUCUCACCUGUAGCUGCACCUCCCACAGGAGGAGGUCUCACCUAUGGCAGAACCUCCCACAAGAGGAAGUGUCACCUGUGGCAGCACCUCCCACAGGAGGAGGUCUCACCUGUGGCAGCACCUCCCACAGAAGCAGGUCUCACCUGUGGCAGCACCUCCCACAGGAAGAGGAGGUCUCACCUGUGGCUGCACCUCCCACAGGAGGAGAUCUCCCCUGUGGCUGCAUCUUUCACAGGAGGAGGGCUCACCUGUGUCCGCCUGUACCUCCCACAGAGAGGAGGUGCUGUGGGGGAGGUGAGGGGUGAUCUUGUGCAGCAGGAGGUGCAGGACCGUGUGGGAGGUCCAGACACUGGACACUCGCAGACACUUGGUGCCGACGCUCUGACCGCAGAGCUGCAGGUGGAAGCGGAUCACCCCAGAGAAGUCCAGGUUCUGACGACACAGUGUGGGCCUGUUAGCUCGAUGCUAACUGUAUAG